Messenger RNA from Branchiostoma floridae (Florida lancelet), 1463 nucleotides. RefSeq names its product ganglioside-induced differentiation-associated protein 1-like. Bases 34 to 1269 code for a protein of 411 amino acids. The transcript has 6 exons. Gene Ontology annotation, biological process: mitochondrial fission; mitochondrial fusion. The record is from RefSeq and is a predicted model, not a curated record. Gene Ontology annotation, cellular component: mitochondrial outer membrane. Lineage: Eukaryota; Metazoa; Chordata; Leptocardii; Amphioxiformes; Branchiostomatidae.
UUUCUCUGCGUUCCCGGCAAUAGGAAGAUAACAAUGGCGACCGCAGAAGGUGAAAGUGAGGACGGUCCGCGGGAAACCAAGCUGGUUUUGUACCAUUUCGUUACAUCGUUUUACUCCCAGAAGGCACGGCUGGCCCUUAUAGAGAAGCGUCUGAAGUACGAGGAGCAUGACGUCAGCCUGCCGCUCAACGAGAACACGGAGCCGUGGUUCAUGCGGAUCAACCCGUCCGGCGAGGUUCCCGUACUGGUGCACGGCGAGCAGAUCCUCGCUGACGCCAACAGCAUCAUCGACUACAUCGAGGAAACCUUCACUGAUGACUCUGUACCGAGGCUCGUACCUCCGGAGGACACCAGGGCGGGGAGACGCGUCCGGUAUUUCCGUGAGAUCCUGGACAACCUUCCCGUGGCGGCGUACACCCACGGCUGUAUCCUCCACCCACAGCUCACGGCAGACAGCAUGAUCCCCAGCUACGCUACCGCUAAACUAAAAGGCAUGAUAGCCCAAACAGAACAGACGCUGACGAAGCGAGCGAGCGAACAUCCCGACCUGAGCGAAGCAUACAUGAAGAAACAGAAGCAGCUCCAGCAGCAGCUGCAGCAGCAUGACGACAUCAACUACAUGAAGAGGCUUCUGCACGACCUGGAGGAGACACUGGACUUCGUGGAGAAGGAGCUGGUGCAAAGGUUCAAGGAGACACAAGAAUCCGGCCAGCAGAUGUGGCUGUGCUGCGAAAGCUUCACAGCGGCUGACAUCGCGCUGUCCACCCUCCUACACCGGCUGACAUUCCUGGGGCUGUCCCGCCGUUACUGGGGCAACGGGAUCCGCCCGCACAUCCAGAACUACUACACCAGGGUACAGGAACACCCCUCUUUCAAACAGGUGAGACUCAUCCAGAACUACUACACCAGGGUACAGGAACACCCCUCUUUCAAACAGGUGAGACUCAUCCAGAACUACUACACCAGGGUACAGGAACACCCCUCUUUCAAACAGGUGAGACUCAUCCAGAACUACUACACCAGGGUACAGGAACACCCCUCUUUCAAACAGGUGCUGGGGAACGUGAACAACAUCCUGUGGUCGGCCGUCAUGCCCACUAUAUUCCGCAUGGUGAAGCGGAGGAGUCCACACAUCAUGACGGGGGCGUCCGUUCUCGCGCUCUCGGCCUCCCUCAUGUACAUGUAUUUCAAGAGGAAGUGGGUUUUCGCACGGGGCUCGUGGCUAGGGCAGAGAUUGGUCAUGAAUAUUUGGUCGUCUUCGAACGUUUGAGGCAACGUCGUCUGCAGCACUUCCCCGGGGAUGCGUGUGCUCGAUUUACAAAAUGUACCUCACCCUGCAAUGUGUCAUUUUCAGCUUCUGAUGUCAACCUGAAGCCAGCUCUAGUCUAGCAAUUGUGUUGCAUAUACAGGCUUUUUAUACGAGCGAUCGAUGUUGUUGUUUUCAUCCGGAGUAUUUGACGGGGU